UUGGGGGCCCAGGCGCAGAGGGCGGGGACGAGGGGUAGAAGUCGGAUUUGGUAGAAGGGGCAGUUGUAGGGGGAGGGCCAGGGGGCAAAGCUGCUGUAGCGACACUGGGGACGAGUCGAUCGAUUCCAAGAGAUGCGACAGUUGGGGGCAGAUGUAGGGAUGGGACGGGGGUCAGGUACAGGGGAGGCUGCUUAGAGGAUAGAGGCUUUAGGGCUGCUUUGGGACCUGAGCCUGGGGAAGUACCAAGAGGCGGCUAAGAUAUAGGGGGCGGGGCUGUGCGGGCGGAUUCCUCGAGGGGUGGGGCAGCAGCAUCCUAGAGGCUGAGAGGAAGGUUCUGCCUUGGAGAAUUGCGGCCUUUGGGAAGAAGCAAGGAGUGUGAAACUAUGGGAUAGAAAGGAGGGAAGUUUCAGUCAAAGCUAAUGGAAAAAUGAAGACAAGACAGGAGAUAAGGAUGAGGAGAAAGGUAGAGGAGCAAGUUUUUCAUCACAUUCCUCAAAAGGGGUCUAAGACAAAGCCUCGUAUGAAGGGAAGAAUUGUGGAGUGUUAGCAAGGCCUGCCGGUGGCAAGGUCUAGAGAUUCACAGAAGGGAGUCCUUUAAGGAGAGGAGACUGCUUCUACUACUAGGCAGUGUCCCGAGCGUAAUCACAUCUGAGGAUAUCUCACCCAACCUUAAACCGCUGGGUUCAUGCCCCUGCCUCCUGGCCUUGUUUUGCCCUUUGAAAUGGAGGCCCAGUCCUGGGAAGGCUUGAGGUCCAGCCAUUGGGCCCAGCUACCUCUAAAGGAGCUGGAGAUUCUGUGUCCUGGUUUGGGGGCUUCCCCCUCAUCCUCUCAGGCCUCAGUUUAGAAGUUUGCCCUCUCCUCUUAUACCCUUGUAGGUGUGUGUGUGUGUGUAAUCACUUAUUUUCCCUAAGUAGGAGAAAAGCAAGAUAAUAGUUCUUGGCAGUUGGCAUUAACAGGCAGGUACCUGGACAGAGUAAUUCACUGUUACCCCUGCCCCUCCAGUUUUUGUCCUGUUUCCCUCCUGGAAAAAUAGGAUUAAGAGAAGGUAGUUAUGUAAAUGAUGCUAAGAAAGGAUUUGGGGGAGUUAUGAACAUUGAACCCAGACCACAGAUGCUUCACAGACUUGGGAAAAAUAGCAGAGGUAGAUUGAAGUGUUUGGGAGGGAUGGGCUUUGGGGUACAAUCCUCUGGUCACCUAGCCCCUUUCUUCCUGAAUCCUCUCUUUUCUCCCUCCUUCCUCUCUCCUGUCCUCUUUCCAGGAGGCUGGGAUGGGUCUUAGAGUCUGAGAAAAAGCAGGAGAGGAGAUAAUAGGUUAAAGAAGAGUCCAGUCUAGAGAUGGAUGUAGGAGUCUGUGGUAGACUCAGGGGUGUGUCUGUGGAUGCCCCUGACCCCACUCUAGUCAACUUUCAGGCAUGGGGAGAUAGGGUUGCUCAAGCUUUGGGGUUGGGAUGGUAGUGGUGGUGAGGCUGACCUACGGGUUGCUAAGAUGGGACAUACCUUUGGCCAGUUGGCUGCCUGGCAGUAAUUUCACUAGCUACAAAGCAUCUUUCUCAUCAGUGCUGGAGGGAAAGAGUCACUGUCCGACUGGUAGCUCAGCCCAUGCUCUUGGCAGGACAGACCUGGAUUCUCAGGCUUCUCUGGUUUUCUACACAGCACAUGGUGAUGAGUUUCCGGGUGUCUGAGCUUCAGGUGCUUCUUGGCUUUGCUGGCCGGAACAAGAGUGGACGGAAACACGAGCUUCUGGCCAAAGCCUUGCACCUCCUCAAGUCCAGCUGUGCUCCCAGUGUCCAGAUGAAGAUCAAAGAGCUUUACCGCCGACGCUUUCCCCGGAAGACCCUGGGGCCCUCUAAUCUCUCCCUGCUCUCUCUGCCACCUGGCACCUCUCCUGUAGGCUCCCCUGGUCCUCUAGCUCCUAUUCCCCCGGCCCUCUUGGCUCCUGGUACCCUGCUGGGCCCCAAGCGUGAGGUGGACAUGCAUCCCCCUCUGCCGCAGCCUGUGCACCCAGAUGUUACCAUGAAACCAUUGCCUUUCUAUGAAGUCUACGGGGAGCUCAUCCGGCCCACCACCCUUGCAUCCACUUCUAGCCAGCGAUUUGAAGAAGCGCAUUUUACCUUUGCCCUCACACCCCAGCAAGUGCAGCAGAUCCUUACAUCCAGAGAGGUUUUGCCAGGAGCAAAAUGUGAUUAUACCAUACAGGUGCAGCUAAGGUUCUGUCUCUGUGAGACCAGCUGCCCCCAGGAGGAUUAUUUUCCCCCCAACCUCUUUGUCAAAGUCAAUGGGAAACUGUGUCCCCUGCCGGGUUACCUUCCCCCAACCAAGAAUGGGGCUGAGCCCAAGAGGCCCAGCCGCCCCAUCAACAUCACACCCUUGGCUCGACUGUCAGCCACUGUUCCCAACACCAUCGUGGUCAAUUGGUCAUCUGAAUUUGGACGGAAUUACUCCUUGUCUGUGUACCUGGUGAGGCAGUUGACUGCAGGGACUCUUCUACAAAAGCUCAGAGCAAAGGGUAUCCGGAACCCAGACCACUCCAGGGCACUGAUCAAGGAAAAAUUGACUGCUGACCCUGACAGUGAAGUGGCCACUACAAGUCUCCGGGUGUCACUCAUGUGCCCGCUAGGGAAGAUGCGCCUGACAGUCCCUUGUCGUGCCCUCACCUGCGCCCACCUUCAGAGCUUCGAUGCUGCCCUUUAUCUACAGAUGAAUGAGAAGAAGCCAACGUGGACAUGUCCUGUGUGUGACAAGAAAGCUCCCUAUGAAUCUCUCAUCAUUGAUGGUUUAUUCAUGGAGAUUCUUAAUUCCUGUUCGGACUGUGAUGAGAUUCAGUUCAUGGAAGAUGGAUCCUGGUGCCCAAUGAAACCCAAAAAGGAGGCAUCUGAGGUUUGCCCCCCACCAGGGUAUGGGCUGGAUGGCCUCCAGUACAGCCCAGUGCAAGAGGGAAAUCCAUCAGAGAAUAAGAAGAAGGUUGAAGUCAUUGACUUGACAGUAGAAAGCUCAUCAGAUGAGGAGGAUCUGCCUCCGACCAAGAAGCACUGUUCUGUCACAUCCGCUGCAAUCCCAGCCCUACCUGGAAGCAAAGGAGGCUUGACGUCUGGUCACCAGUCAUCCUCGGUGCUGCGGAGCCCUACUAUGGGCACAUUGGGUGGGGAAUUCCUGCCAGGUCUCCCACUCCAUGAGUAUCCACCUGCCUUCCCACUGGGAGCGGACAUCCAAGGUUUAGAUUUAUUUUCUUUCCUUCAGACUGAGAGUCAGCACUAUGGUUCCUCCGUCAUCACCUCGUUAGAUGAACAGGAUGCCCUUGGCCACUUCUUCCAGUACCGGGGGACCCCUUCCCACUUUCUGGGCCCACUGGCCCCCACUUUGGGGAGCUCUCACCGCAGUUCCACUCCAGCACCUCCUCCUGGCCGUGUCAGCAGCAUUGUAGCCCCUGGACGGGCCUUGAGAGAGGGGCAUGGAGGACCCCUGUCCUCAGGUCCCUCUUUGACUGGCUGUCGGUCAGACAUCAUUUCCUUGGACUGAAUUCCUUGGAUUAUGGAAACUUCACUGCCCCCCAACACUGAGCAAGUAUGCUGUGGAGUCCGGACCCCUGGCUACUCUGACUCCUCACAGGGGUUUUGGCCAAAGGCCGAAUAGACCUUCAUGGAUGCUUACUUCUGGCCUCUUCUCUGCCUAACAAGGCUAGCACCCAAAGGGUUAAUAUUUUAACCUCUUUUUAAGGACAUUAGGGUCUAUUUUUGGAAAUGUUCUUUAGAUGGUGGCACAUUCCUUUGGGUAUGUUAACUUGGGCAGUGGGAGGCAAAUGGGAUGGGAUGUGAAGUGGAGGAAGGGCCGAAUCCUCAGCCUUGACUAUGUCUAGAGCCUUUUGGAGAAGGGGUCCCUGUUUUGUCCCUCAGAUGCCCUCUUUCCCCAAACCCCAAACCAUGGCUCUGUUUCUUCUCUUAUGUCCAUUGUGUCCUCAUGGUCAUUCCAUUCCCUUUGACCACACAGACAGAUGGAGAAAUUGAGAUAGGCAGUUUCAGAGAUGACAGAGAACUUUAUUUUGGGUUGUGGAUUUUUUGUACAUAAACAAGAAAAAUCAAAAUACUCCAAAGAUGACUUCCCUGCCUCUGACUUCCAGUAUGACUGAGGAAGAGAUAAGACCUUAGCCAUGUGACCCCCAAGGGUUUGGGGCAGGACCAGCCUAUUGCCUGGGUCUCUAUUUAUAUAUUUAAGUUCACAAUGUUUCUUAUGCCAACGGGCGUGGGACCUAAGCUUCUAGAGGCCCGUGGCCUUGUGGUUAGGCCUGGCUUAUUCUGCACCUUUCUGGGGAGGUGGUGGACUCCUGUGCCCUCCUUUCCAAUCUCCUUUUCAGGCUUCUCUAGGGCCCAGGAUCUAUGCUGUAAUUUUACUUUUUCCCAAAGUUGUAGCAAAGUUCUCACCCAUAAUAAAGAUUGUGAAUGUUCUGUGU
Nycticebus coucang (slow loris) is the source of this 4443-nucleotide messenger RNA. It is a transcript of the gene PIAS3, whose product is annotated as protein inhibitor of activated STAT 3. NCBI's taxonomy places the organism in Eukaryota, Metazoa, Chordata, Mammalia, Primates, Lorisidae. Gene Ontology annotation, molecular function: zinc ion binding; transcription coregulator activity; SUMO ligase activity. The record is from RefSeq and is a predicted model, not a curated record. Gene Ontology annotation, biological process: regulation of transcription by RNA polymerase II; protein sumoylation. The coding region runs from base 1599 to 3515 and encodes 638 amino acids. The transcript has 13 exons.